AUGGAUCACUCAAUUCAGCGCUCGCUGAAUGAUAAGCUCUACGACCGGAGGAAACAGGGGGCCCUGGAACUCGAGAAGGUCGUCCGCGAUGCUGCUUUCAGGGGUCAACACGAGGAGAUCCAAAAGAUUGUCGACCAACUCUGCCAUGACUACGCCUAUGCGGUACACCAACCUCACGCGAGAAACGGCGGUUUAAUCGGACUUGCUGCGGCUUCCAUAGCAUUAGGAUCCGAAGGGGUUGCUCCUUAUCUGAAGGAAAUCGUACCGCCGGUGCUUGCUUGCUUUUCCGAUCAAGAUGCCCGAGUCAGGUAUUAUGCUUGCGAGAGCAUGUACAACAUUGCCAAAGUUGCGAAAGGCGAGGUGCUACUCUUCUUCAAUGAAAUAUUCGAUGCAUUGAGCAAGCUAGCUUCCGAUUCGGAGCUUUCGGUCAAAAACGGCGCAGAACUCCUCGAUAGACUCGUCAAAGACAUCGUAUCGGAAUCCGCGGCCUCCCAUAUCUCCGUCUUACAGCUCAGCGAAAAGGAAGCAACAGAUCCUGAAGGCUUAGACGAUGCUGAACUUCCUACCGCUUUUUCGCUACCUAAAUUCAUCCCUUUGCUCAAAGAGCGAAUCCACGUCAUCAGCGCGUUUACCCGCACAUUCCUGGUAUCAUGGUUGACUCUGCUGGAUACAAUCCCUGAUCUGGAGUUGAUAUCGUAUUUGCCGGAAUUCCUAGGAGGCUUGAUUAAGUUCCUGGGUGAUCCGAACAGAGAUGUCAACGUCGCUACCCAAGCGCUUCUGGAUAGGUUCCUGUCGGAGAUUAAGAGGAUCGCGCGACUCAAGAAGGGUAUCGAAGAAAGCCGGAAAGGUCAAGGCAGCGAUAUCAGGCAGUCAACUACCAGCGAUAGUAUGAGCGUUGCGACGACUACCGAUCAAACUGUAGCUGUCGAGUCUGAAGUGACAGACAACGCCAUAGAGGACUCUGAGGCAGGAUCAGUUACCGAUGAGGAAGGCUUGCACGUGGAUGGGGACUGGAUUCCCGGACAAGAUGUCCAGAUUGACUAUGCCAAGAUAUUAGACAUUCUCGUCGGUUUCGUUGAUACAUCUUUCGUGGAGGAAAUGCAGUUGACUGCGCUGCGCUGGAUCGACAACUUCUUCGAAAUCAGCCCAGAAGACAUUCUCCCUUUCGUUCCUCGUCUCCUCACUCAAGUGCUCCCAGCAAUGUCCAGUGGUUCGGAUCAAGUGCGGCAGGCCGCCAACCGGGUCAACACGUCUUUGAUGGAGUAUAUCGUCACGUUGUCCGAAGAUACAGUAGAUGAAAGUCGGCAAGCGGCAUUGAAAAGUACCAGCAAAGAAAAUACGGAGCGAAGGUCGUCUACGCCGGUUAGCAAGCCUCCCGAGACUCCAUCGAGUGAAUCCAAGAAGCAAUUGUCUCAGCCAGAGGCAUCAGUCGAACAAACCCCUCGAAGCAGCAUGUCAACACCAUUACCACCCGCCGACCUCGAUUAUGCUGCUGCCGUGAACUCCCUUACCCUACAGUUCCUGAACGAAAACGAGGCCACCAGAGUAGCCGCGCUUUCCUGGCUUAUAAUGUUGCACCGAAAGGCGCCCAAGAAGGUCAUUGCAUUUAAUGAUGGCACAUUUCCUGCUCUUCUGAAGACACUGUCCGAUCCGGCCGAAGCCGUCGUCACCAAAGAUCUCCAGCUUCUAUCACAGAUUUCCAGAAACAGCGAGGACAGUUACUUCAAGUCUUUCAUGGUGAAUCUCCUGCAGCUGUUCUCCACGGACAGACACCUGCUCGAGGUACGGGGGAACCUGAUUAUCCGACAACUGUGCAUGAAUCUUAGUCCAGAGCGCAUAUAUCGGACGCUGGCAGAUUGUCUCGAGAAGGAAGAGGAUAUCGAGUUCGCCAGUAUCAUGGUUCAAAAUCUGAACAACAACCUGAUAACCGCCCCUGAACUCUCGGAACUGAGAAAGCGCUUAAGGAAUCUUGACGCCAAGGAUGGGCAGAUGUUCUUUGUAGCGCUGUUCCGGUCAUGGUGCCACAAUGCCGUCUCUACAUUCUCCCUCUGUCUACUCGCGCAAGCCUACGAGCAAGCAUACAACCUCCUCCAAGUUUUUGCCGAGCUCGAAAUGACAGUGAACAUGUUAAUCCAAAUAGACAAGCUAGUUCAACUCCUCGAAUCGCCCGUCUUUACCUACCUCCGCCUCCAGCUCCUCGAACCAGAACGAUACCCCUACCUCUACAAAUGCCUCUACGGCGUCCUCAUGCUCCUCCCCCAGAGCUCCGCCUUCGCGGCGCUCAAGAACCGCCUCAACAGCGUCAGCAGCAUCGGCCUCAUCCACACCGGCCCCCGACAAACCACCCUCUCCUCCUCAUCCACCACCUCCUCCACCUCCACCUACGACCGCUCCACCAACAGCCGACUAAAACGCGACGACCCCCCAAUCCGAUGGGUCGAGCUCCUCGACAAAUUCAAGACGGUGCAAGAGAAAGCCCGCCGGUCUCAACGCGCCUCGCAGCGUCCCUUCGACGCAGACGGUCCCUCAUCCUCCAGCAACAAUAACAACAAUAACAACAACGCAAGCGAUCAGGUUCGCGGCGGCGGUAGCACCAGAGAUCGGGUCUCCGCUUUACCUGAUACUCCGCGGGGAUUAGCCGGAGGUGGGAAUACCGGAGGUGCGGGGAAUGAAGGUGGUAGUGGUGGUCGGGGAACGAACGAAGGGGGUGCGGGUAAAUCCUCGCCGGGAGGCAUUCUGGGCGGUGCGCAUAGACAUAAAUCUAGUUUGUCGAAUCUGGGGAGGUUGGGGAUUGGGGGCAGGAAGUCGAAGAGGUGA
Aspergillus luchuensis is the source of this 2817-nucleotide messenger RNA. Its product is annotated as VAC14 family protein. Lineage: Eukaryota; Fungi; Ascomycota; Eurotiomycetes; Eurotiales; Aspergillaceae. The coding region runs from base 1 to 2817 and encodes 938 amino acids. The transcript is spliced from 10 exons. Gene Ontology annotation, cellular component: endosome membrane; PAS complex; fungal-type vacuole membrane. The record is from RefSeq and is a predicted model, not a curated record. Gene Ontology annotation, biological process: positive regulation of kinase activity; phosphatidylinositol biosynthetic process.